ACUCUGAACUAUUGCGCUUGUUGCUGCGCAUUGUUGGGAAUUCUCGUGUUUAAUUAUUUCAAAGUGCAUAAUGACGUUAUUCGCGUUUCUAAAAAGCCGGCCAAUAUUUUGGUUAAGUGUUGCAGGCACCACAGUGGGCGGAGGAUGUUUCUUAAAAGACCUUAUGCAAGGUGGCCAGUUCACCAAGAAUACGGAUGAAACGUGCAAAGUUGUGAUUGUGACCGGUUCUAAUACCGGAAUUGGCAAGGAAACUGUGCGGGAACUGGCCCGACGAGGAGCCACUGUUUAUAUGGCCUGUCGGGAUAUGAAAAAGUGUGAGGAGGCACGAGAGGAGAUUGUCCUGGAGACUAAAAACAAAUACGUCUAUUGCCGUGAAUGCGAUUUGGCUUCCAUGGAUUCCAUACGAAACUUUGUAUCCACCUUCAAUCGGGAACAGAAGAAACUGGACAUACUCAUCAAUAAUGCUGGUGUCAUGCGUUGUCCACGAUCUCUAACCAAAGAUGGCUUCGAAAUGCAAUUGGGCGUCAAUCACUUGGGUCACUUUCUACUCACCAAUUUAUUGCUAGACGUGCUAAAGAAAACGAGACCCAGUAGAAUCGUCGUUGUGUCCAGUUUAGCACACACGCGAGGGGAAAUCAACACAGGAGACUUGAACAGCGAACUUGCCUAUGACGAGGGCAAGGCUUACAGUCAGAGCAAACUGGCCAAUAUAUUAUUCACACGCGAAUUGGCCAAACGCUUGGAGGGAAGUCGAGUGACUGUUAAUGCCUUACAUCCUGGAAUUGUUGACACGGAGCUCUUUAGACACAUGGGAUUUUUCACAAAUUUUUUUGCCGGUGUAUUUGUUAGGCCUUUGUUUUGGCCAUUUGUGAAGACACCCAAAAGUGGAGCACAAACUAGUUUGUAUGUUGCCCUCGAUCCGGAAUUGGAAACCGUAACAGGACAAUACUUUAGCGAUUGCCAAAUAGCGGAUGUAGCACCCGCUGCCAGAGAUGCGCACAUUGGCAAAUGGCUUUGGGCUGUGAGCGAGAAAUGGACUCAAUCAGAGAUACUGCAGUUGAAAUAGAUAUUAAUAUUUCUAUAGACACUGCAAGUAGUAGAUGUAACAACUCAUUAAUUAAAGUAAUACGAGAAAAAACACCUAUUACUUAAGUGCUUUUAUUUUGUAUUUACGCUCUUUUUUAAAAAAGCUGGCUACAUUUAUUUUUUAGUCCGUUAUUUGUACAUACCAAAUAAAUAUCGAUAACUUUUCAA
This is a messenger RNA of Drosophila innubila, 1254 nucleotides long. RefSeq names its product retinol dehydrogenase 13-like. NCBI's taxonomy places the organism in Eukaryota, Metazoa, Arthropoda, Insecta, Diptera, Drosophilidae. The transcript has 5 exons. The record is from RefSeq and is a predicted model, not a curated record. The coding region runs from base 71 to 1066 and encodes 331 amino acids.